CGAGUGAGUUCCAAAUUAAAGGCUACAGACUGAAUCAAAAAAGAAGCAGCAGCAGCGAGCUUGUGUGGAGGGAUGUGGUCUUCUUCUUCUUCUUCUUCGUCUUUGUGUUUGUCUUUGUGUGGUGAGUUUUCAGCAGCAGCAACAGAAAGAAGAAGAAGAAAGAGAGAUGAAGUGUACGUAGCAGCAAUGGCAUUGAGAGGCACAAAAGGGCCUUCACAGUGGCUAAUGUCUGCAGCUGCUAACUCUCUCAAUUUGUGGGAUUUCCAACAUUUCAUGGUCAUCCUCAAACAUCAUUCUUCUCCUCAUCUCCACCAGGCUUUAGUUUGCGAUUUUCAGCCAAAAGAUCCGGAAAAUAUAUGGGUAGCUGCAACAGCAUUGUCUGGUAGAGAAGUACCAGGAGUCGUACUUGUCCGAGAGAUAGGGAAACUUCCGAAGAGAAAAUGCUGGUUUGUUGGUUACUCGAACAAAAGUUCAAUUGAAACAGUAAGGAAAUUCAAUAGCAAUUGGGAUACUAACCUCAAGAUAGGUCAGCAUGAUUGUCGAAAUUAUUGCGAAGGGUUGGUGGAGCACCUAAUAGGGGACAAAAAUGUGUUGGAGAAACUGAGGAAUAGAAUGCAGUGAAUGUAUAUGUAGAUAAUCUCUCUACUCCCAUCCAUCUCAUUUGUUAAUCAUAGAGAAAAUAUUGUGGCUUGUUUACAUUUCUCACUAUAUUUGUUUGUGUGUGGAUGAGAAUAUUUGAACGAACACAUAAUUAAUUCAUUGAACUUUCAUUCCCCUCAUUGUUGAGGCUGAACC
Andrographis paniculata is the source of this 795-nucleotide messenger RNA. RefSeq lists its product as uncharacterized. The transcript is spliced from 4 exons. NCBI's taxonomy places the organism in Eukaryota, Viridiplantae, Streptophyta, Magnoliopsida, Lamiales, Acanthaceae. The coding region runs from base 73 to 621 and encodes 182 amino acids. The record is from RefSeq and is a predicted model, not a curated record.